CUCUCCAUAUCAUUUUAGUUUAUAUUUCAACAUGGUAUCAGAGACUUCCAUUUUAGUUUAGUUUUUUAGAUUUCAAUUUAAGUUUCAGACUGGAUUCUUUCUUCAAGAACCUGAGUUCAGUCUUCAGAUAAUUCAGAACCUUCAGACACCAGUCUGUCUCCAAAUUCUUUCUUCAGGAAUUUCAGAUUUUUUACUUUUCCCAGAUUCUUCAGAACCUCUAGGCAUCAGUCUAAUUUUCCAGAAAAUAAAUUAGCCUGAGCCAAUUUCCCAGAAAAUUUCUUCGCAUACAGUCUGCCCACCAGAAAGUUUCGGAUCACACAUUUCAUCAUCACCGUACCCAGGUGGUGCGGGUGCCUCCGACGACCCAGAAACCAAAGUCUGACACCCAGACUAUACGCGAGUAAUCCGCACGCGCCGCCACAGCUCGGUGAUCUCAACUCAUGCGCCGGCGCGUGACGUGUAAUCGCCGGCCAGAUUUUCGAUCGGAUCCAUCACCACUCUCGCCGUCGUAUCCUCUACCGCACGUGCUUCCUAUUUCCAGGUAUCCUUAGUUUUAAUUUUGGAGGUCUCACUCGUACUUGGACAAAAUCCCGUGGGUGCUUCAUAGCAAGGGUGAAACCUGCUAAUCUGGAGUGGCUGCUUGAACGUGGACCCUGUGAGGCUCCUUACCUCCUUGUACGUUCUUUCCCAGGCUGUCUAUUUCAGUUGGGGUGUGAUUGUUCAGCAACCAACGUACGCCUACGAUUGGUUCUUGUACUUAUGUAAGUUUAGGCCUACGAAUAUUAUUCCAGUCACCCUAAUUUACUUGAUACCUUAAUUCUGCACAACACACAAAAAAAAAAGAAAAAAAAAACCAAAAAAAAAAGUUUCGUAGAGGUCAAUUUGACAGAGGAGUAAUAUGCAAUUACUGCAAGAAGCCCAGACACUUGAUCAAAGAAUGUAGAAAAUUGCUAUUCAAAAAUCAAGGAAAUCAACUUGCUCAUGUCGCUUCCGCUACCAGUUCCUCUGAUGGAUCAAUUGCUAUUUCUGUAGACGAGUAUGCCAAAUUUAUUUGCUACCAAGAAUCUCUAAAGCAUUCCUCUGUCCCUAUCUCGGUAGUUGCUAAUUCAGGUAUUUCAAACACAUGUCUUGUUUCAUCAUCCUCGAAAUGGGUCAUUGACUCAGGUGCCACAGAUCAUAUGACCGGUAAUCCUAGUCUAUUCUCAUCAUUUCAUUCAUAUUUACCUACUUCUAGUGUCACUUUAGCUGACGGGUCUACCUCACUCGUCCUUGGAUCCGGUACUGUUGUCCCAACUUCUACAUUACCAUUAUCACCUGUUUUGAGUCUUCCAAAUUUUGCGUUUAAUCUGCUUUCCAUCAGUAAAAUCACGCGCACUCUAAAUUGUUCGGUAACAUUUUUUCCUGGAUACUGUGUGUUUCAGGAUCUGUUAACGAAGCAGACUAUUGGUAAAGGACAUGAGUCGGCUGGCCUUUAUAUUUUGGAUACAUCAAUAACAAAAGGUAUCUCUUGUCUCGGGGUUGGAACUUUGUUAGAGGCUCAUUACCGACUAGGACACCCAUCUCUCACACUUAAGAAACAAAUAUAUCCUCAGUUUAAUAAGGUGUCAUCUAUACAAUGUGAGUCAUGUGAAUUUGCAAAACAUCAUCGCACUAGUUUAAGUCCCCGACUUAAUAAACGAGCAAAUGCUCCAUUUGAUCUUGUCCAUACUGAUGUUUGGGGGGCAUGUCCGGUUGUGUCCAAAUCUGGUUUCAAAUACUUUGUUACUUUUGUUGACGAUUAUUCUCGUAUGACAUGAUUAUAUCUUAUGAAGCGUCGAUCCGAGUUAUUUACUCAUUUCUCUGCAUUUUGUGCUGAAAUUAAAACUCAAUUUAAUGUUCCUGUUCGUGUGUUAAGGGGAGACAAUGCUCAAGAAUAUCUAUCUGCUCCAUUUAAAUCUUUUAUGCUUCAACAUGGCAUUAUUCAUCAAACUUCAUGCGUAGACACACCUCCUCAAAAUGGAGCUGCUGAAAGAAAGAAUAGACAUAUGUUAGAUACUGCACGAGCUCUUCUAUUCCAAAUGAAUGUGCCUAAACAGUUUUGGGCUAAUGCUGUGUCUACUUCAUGUUUUUUGAUCAAUCGUAUGCCAUCUUCUGUUUUGGAGGGUAAAACUCCUUAUCAAUGCCUUUUUCCAAAUAAAGAACUUUUUCCCAUUCCACCUAAAAUAUUUGGUUGCACUUGUUUUGUUAGAGAUGUUAACCCUCAUCGCACGAAGUUGGAUCCCAAAUCAUUGAAAUGUAUUUUCUUAGGUUAUUCUCGAGUUCAAAAGGGGUAUAGAUGUUUUUGUCCAAGUAUAGGUCGAUAUCUUAUUUCUAUUGAUGUCUCAUUUCAUGAAAAUACACCUUUUUCAUCAUCCAAGACAGAUAUUCAUGAGGACAAUGAUGAAAUACUCAUUUACACAGUUACUAUACCUGAGACCACACCUUCAGUAACUAUGCCGAAUGCCACUGUUCCUGACCCUAGACCUCCUGUACACUUGGUUUACAGCCGUCGACACAAAGCACAAGAUCACUCCCCACCUGUGACACCUGUGAUUACAUAUCCUGAUAGUGGUCCGACUUCGAUCUCAUGUCCUGAACCAGUACCUGCAUCUUCAGAUCUUGUCUCUACAUCUGAUCUUGACCUCCCGAUAGCACUACAUAAAGGUACACGGUCUUGUACUCAUCCUAUUUCCUCAUUUGUGUCAUACAGUCAGUUAUCUCCUGCCUCAUGUUCUUUUGUUGCUUCCAUUGAUUCUAUUUCUGUUCCCAAAUCUGUUAAAGAAGCUUUGUCUCAUCCUGAAUGGCGUCAUGCCAUGGUAGAGGAAAUGAAUGCUUUGGAUCUUAAUGGUACUUGGGAUUUGGUAGACUUGCCUUCAAGGAAGAAAUCUAUUGGAUGUUACUUAUCUCACUCGCUGCAACUCAUGAUUGGCACUUACACCAGUUGGACAUUACAAAUGCAUUCUUGCAUGGUGACCUUCAGGAGGAAGUUUAUAUUGAGCAACCUCCGGGAUUUGUUGCUCAGGGGGAGUAUGGGAAAGUUUGUCGACUUCGCAAAUCUCUUUAUGGUCUGAAACAGAGUCCUCGUGCAUGGUUUGGGAAAUUCAAUCAAUCCAUUGAACGGUUUGGAAUGAUAAAAGGUCAAUCAGAUCACUCUAUCUUUUACAGAAAAACGAAAGUGGGUAUCACAUUGCUUGUGGUGUAUGUCGAUGAUAUUGUGAUUACAGGAAGUGAUAUUGCAGGUAUUUUGGCUCUUAAGAAUUUUCUUCAUAGCCAAUUCCAAACAAAAGACCUAGGCUCAUUGAAAUACUUUCUGGGUAUUGAGGUAACACGAAGUAAGAAAGGCAUAUUUCUAUCUCAGCGUAAAUAUGUACUUGAUUUACUAACUGAAACAGGGAAAUUGGGAGCAAAGCCAAACACAACUCCCAUGGUUCCCAAUGUGCAACUCACAUCAGAAGGCAUACCAUUCGAAGACCCAGAAAGGUACAGAAGAUUGGUUGGAA
Molecule: messenger RNA, 3518 nt
Organism: Cuscuta epithymum
Lineage: Eukaryota; Viridiplantae; Streptophyta; Magnoliopsida; Solanales; Convolvulaceae
Source: the annotation of a GenBank genome assembly